Messenger RNA from Triplophysa dalaica, 2562 nucleotides. RefSeq lists its product as uncharacterized. Gene Ontology annotation, molecular function: protein binding. NCBI's taxonomy places the organism in Eukaryota, Metazoa, Chordata, Actinopteri, Cypriniformes, Nemacheilidae. The transcript has 16 exons. The coding region runs from base 1 to 2499 and encodes 832 amino acids. The record is from RefSeq and is a predicted model, not a curated record.
AUGGACACAACAAACAAGACCGAAACCCGACGUUCCAGGGUGCAACGAUUUCUGUGUUGCUUUUGCAUUCGAAGAGGUGAGAAAGACUGCUUGGAAUGUGAUCAGGAUAAUCCACAAAAUCCCAAAGAUGUGGUGGAUGAUGAGAGCAUCCAUAUCGUUAUUGAAGAUUUGGGAAUAGACAACCCCGGAUUUAUCCUCUCUGAAAAGGAGCGCUACAGGCCACCUCAACAGAGCAUCAUAGGUCGUUCUGCCAGUUCGGUGUCAACGUGCCAAAGAGCGGCACUGAAGAAGAAGCUUGCACCUCUCCUCUCUUUACCGCUUCAGUACAGAGCUCAUGUGGGGAACAAUGAGGAAGACUUUCUAGAUUCUCUUACACCACCGUUCAUCAAUCUCAUACCGCCCACACCUUCUGAUGUAGUAGAUGAUGAUCAAUUCUUCGACUUGAAUUCGGAAGAAGAGAUUCAGUUGCAAACGUCGGGCAGCGAAGGAGUUGAUAGCAUCAGCAGUGCAGUCACCGGAGAGCAAGAGAGUGAAGAUGGUGAGAAAAUAGGCCAAGAUGUAGCGUUUGAAGGUACCUGUGGCACCAAAGAUGAAGAAAGUCCAGAGUUGGAUCCCCAAGAGGUCACAAAGACCAAGAAGAACAGCGUGGACAAGUCCCCCAUCUAUUUUCUGCGCAGUACUUUUCAAGUGGCCCCGCUUCCUGAAUACCCACGCAAAAGAAGCCUCAAUACUGGAGUCAGUUUGCUACAGUUCACAGAACAUAAUUUGGAUGACCUGAGCAACAAAGAUGCCAGCAGUCACCAGUUACUAAAGGAAGAACUGAGGCUACUGCCUCUUAGCAGUAAGAUGAACAUGACAGCAAACCAAAAGAAAGUCGUCAUUAGGUCCUGUAGUUUGUGCGAUACAGUGCAGAGAAGGUGGACCUCUAACUCUUUAGGCCAGGAAGGAGAUGACAUUCUUGAAGAUGAGGAGCCACCACGGCAACGAAGGAUUACUGUCGCAUCCUACACUCCCCAGUCAAAGGUUUACACUGAAGAACGUCCAAAAAAGCAGAAUUCUAACGGGCAAAGUGCCAAAACUCUAGCAGAGCUGAACACAGAAGGGGUCUGCCUUUGGUUUAGUAAUAUUGGUCUACAGAAAUGUCUCCCCUUCAUUAGAGAGGCGGAACUCAGUGGAUCUCAAAUUGCCUCCAUUGACCUCGACACCCUUGAAAUCCUUCAACUGUCCAGCCUGGAGGAAAGAGAGAGAUUGCUUUCUGCCAUCUACAAUGAGCUACACCCACCAAACUCCACCACACAGAGACUCGACGCCCUCCUGGAAAGGUUUGGACCACACAAUGUUGAGAAGUUCACAGCUGCUUUGGUGUCUAUAACCAAGUCAACAUCCUCUCCUCACCUUAACAGCAUCAACAUGAACAGAUGCUCAUUAAAACUUAGACAAAAUGAACAGAGCGCUAAACUUCAAAAGAACUCGCAUCUUGUGGAAAUUACAAUCAAUGCAUCAGAACGAGUCGUUCAUCUGCGGACACCCAAAGAGACUAGUGUGGGUAGAGUGAUGGAGUCUUGUCUGAGGAUGCUUGGAAUUAAUGAGGACAAAGAUCAUUUUAACCUAAAGAGUAAAGAAGAUGAGUUCUCCCCAGAGCAGCAGAUUGGAGAUUUGCCUGGUUCAGAGACCAGACUAAUCGAGCUUCACUUGUGUAGAAAGGAAGCACAGAAAGAUCCAGAUUCUGCAGAUGCCGUUAUUUGUUCUGGUUUUCAGAACAAAAAUCUAAACAAUGCAGGAAAGAUUCUAGAUCUAAACCAACAAGUGGCCUCACUUCAAAACGUCAUAUUACAGGUUCAGGAGAUUUACCAUGGCCUGGUGGCGUUCUGUUCAGAGCUGAAGAAGAUGGAGGGAGAGAUGGAGACAGAACAACGGGACAGCUUGGAACUGAAGAAUCGUCUCAGUCAAGCCCAGAACAAUCUGCAGAGUAAAAGAAAGAGCCUUCAAAUACUCAGAGAGAAUCUGAUCACUGCACCUUUGGAAAAGAAAAAGCGAGCAGAAGUCCGGCUACUGGAGAAGAUGAGACUGAACUGUCAGGUGUUUAAAGAAGAGAUAACUCUGGUCCAUCUUAACCAUCAAGUGGCUCACCUGCGUGGAGCUCUAGACAAGAUCCAGUCCGAGGAGAGAGCGGAGCAGAAGAGCAUAUCUCUGACUCAGCUGGUCCCAUUGGAGUCUCCUGUCAUGCUUGUGGCCACCCAGAUGAAGGAAAAUCCAGACGGUCAUUAUGGAUUCACUGCACGCAGAGGGGAGGACCGGGGUCUUACGGUGGUACAUACUGAGGAUACUCAGCUUUGUUUGAAUGACAGGCUGGUGGAAGUCAAUGGAGUGAGUGUCCUGGGGAGUAGCGAGGAGGAGCUAGAGAUCCUGCUGAAGACGCCCCUCGUACAGAUUAUUAUUCUGCGCCAAUUUACCCAAGAGACUCCUCAGGAAAAGCCUUCUGACCCCAGACAGACUUGAGCACUGAGUGAUGACCAGGACCUUUAUACAAUUGCUGCGCAAACAUCAUGUAAUGCUACCCAA